Pieris rapae (cabbage white) is the source of this 945-nucleotide messenger RNA. Its product is annotated as THAP domain-containing protein 3-like. The record is from RefSeq and is a predicted model, not a curated record. Gene Ontology annotation, molecular function: sequence-specific DNA binding. Lineage: Eukaryota; Metazoa; Arthropoda; Insecta; Lepidoptera; Pieridae. Bases 174 to 839 code for a protein of 221 amino acids. The transcript is spliced from 4 exons.
AAAGCGGAAAUUCAGUCAAAUGUCAAUCUCCGACCAUAAAAUCCAUUUAAAAAAUAAUUUAUUUAAUUUUAUUUGGGUGUGAAAUUGUGGUGUUAUAGCAUCGCAAUUAAAUAUGAAGUUAAAAAUAAUUUUGUUAAACGGGUUACUAGUAGUGUUUGUAGGCCUCGUAUAAAAUGCCGAAGUGUGCGUUCAAUGAGUGUAGAAAUGUAACAUCCCGAUUUAAAAAGAGUGAUGGAAUAUCCUACUUUCGGUUUCCUCGUAAUCCAAUUCAAUGUGCAAAAUGGGCACUAAUAGUUGGCCGGCAGAGAAAUCAGCAGAACUUUAAACCAAAUAGAUCAAGUGUUGUUUGUUCAGAGCACUUCCGCGAAAGUGAUUUAUAUGUCACUGAUAAGGGCAUAAAACGCAUUCUUAAAACUGCUGUUCCCAAGAUUGAUCUUACUGAAGAUGAUGAAGAAUCUACUAUAUCUGAAGAAAUAACUGACAGUUUGCUUCUUGAUAUAGACUUCUCUGAUCUCAUUGAUACUACUAAUGAAAUCAUAAAUAACAUUCCAGAUGAUAUUUUUAAGUCUGCUUUUGAAAACAAAGAUGAACCAUCUAAAAAAGAUAUAACUUCUAGGCCAGCGGACCCCACAGAUAUGAUUUAUUUCCAAGGAGAACUAGACAAACGGCGUAAAAGAAUUAUUGAAAAAGAAAAAGUUGUAAAGAAAAGAAAUUAUAAAAAUGCUAAAAAAGCUUCCUUAUUUAAAACCACCUUAAAGAAGUUGAAGAAAAAACUACGUAUGAAUGCCAGACUACGCUCAAAGCCUGUUAAGUCCAUCUCAAAUUUAACUAAGGAAUAACUUUACUGUAAUGUACCAUUUAAUUUAAUCUAGUCAUGAAAAGCUCACUAAUUAUACUAUUAAUUAGAACUAUAUGUACAUAUAAAUAAGACUCAAUGUAACAAGA